Molecule: messenger RNA, 1239 nt
Organism: Calypte anna (Anna's hummingbird)
Lineage: Eukaryota; Metazoa; Chordata; Aves; Apodiformes; Trochilidae
Gene: RABEPK
Product: Rab9 effector protein with kelch motifs
Exons: 7
Coding region: 42-1160 (372 amino acids)
Molecular function (GO): protein binding
Source: RefSeq, a predicted model, not a curated record
GGCCGGAAGGCGGCGGCCGCUUCCCCCGGGGCUGCCCCGCGAUGGGCCCGCGGGAGCUGCCGCUGCUGGAGCCGGGACACCGCCCGCAGCCGGGCAAGUGGUACCGUCUGUCUCCUCGCGGUGCCCGGCCCCGCGGCCGCGUGGGACACGGAUGCCUCUUCCUGCCCAGCGGCGGCAGCGGCCGCGUCCUUCUCCUGGGCGGCGCCGACCCCGCCGGUGCCUUCUCGGACGCGCACUUCGUGGAGCUGGGCGCGCACCGCUGGUCGGCGGCCGCCUGGAGCGGACUGCGGCCGCGCUACGAGCACGCUACCUUCCUGCCCCCCGCCGGGCCCCCCCGCCUCUGGGUCUUCGGCGGCGCCCACCCGGCCGGGAACCGGAGCUGCGUGCAGGUGCUGGACCUGGCUGUAGGAACCUGGGAGAGCCCCGAGGUGAGCGGCGAGCAGCCGCUGCCCAGGACGUUCCACAGCUCCUCAGCAGCCAUCGGAGAGUGCCUGUAUGUGUUCGGGGGGGGACACCAGGGAGCAGAACCCGUUCAGGACCAGCAGCUUCACGUGUUCGACACAGCCACCUUGACUUGGUCCCAGCCAGAUACUCAGGGUGAUCCCCCCUCUCCUCGGCAUGGACACGUUGUGGCUGCAGUUGGGACCAAACUCUUCAUCCAUGGAGGUUUAGCUGGAGAUAUUUUUUACAAUGACCUGUUCUGCAUUGAUAUAACUGACAUGAGGUGGGUUAAGAUCCCAGCCACUGGUGACAUCCCGGGGGGACGGGCAUCACACUCAUCUGCUGUGUUCAAAGAGCACUUGUACAUUUUUGGUGGAGUAAGUCCUGACGGGGCACUCGACACCACGUACAGGUAUCACACAGAGAAGCAGCAGUGGACACUCCUGCAGUUUGACUCCCCCCUGCCCCCUGCACGGCUGGAUCACGCCAUGUGUGUCAUUCCCUGGCGGGCUGGAAAGAGCAGAGACAUGGGAGCUGUCACCUGGGAAGAGAAAGCUGGGAAAGAGUCCACACCGUCAGGAGGUGACACAGCUGUGCCCCUCCAGAGCCAGGAGGAGGAGUGUUCUGAGGACACAGUCCUGCACCUGCUGUUAAUAUUUGGGGGGAUGGACAUGCAGGGGGAGAUGUACCAGGACUGCCUCGUCAGCCUGAUCGAGUAGCACCAGCCUUUGCUGGGUGGAUUUUGUAUUCCUGUCAGAUGAAGUUGGGGUUUUUCCAAUAAACAAAUUCUUGUUCUCU